Aplosporella prunicola CBS 121167 is the source of this 1513-nucleotide messenger RNA. RefSeq lists its product as uncharacterized. Bases 167 to 1354 code for a protein of 395 amino acids. The record is from RefSeq and is a predicted model, not a curated record. The transcript is spliced from 2 exons. Lineage: Eukaryota; Fungi; Ascomycota; Dothideomycetes; Botryosphaeriales; Aplosporellaceae.
UGGGGCGGGCGCGCUCUUACUUUCCUUCGAUAUCCUCGAGCGCCUCUCCUCCCGCCCUCUUGAUCCUCGCUCCAACAACUCCGCCGAAGAAGAAGCGCUCCGCAACGUUUACUCGAAACUGCCAUUCUCCCACCUCCUACAUCCUUCCUUCCCUCGAGCGAACAAAAUGGUUCAAUUUAUCCCGUCGCCAGACCCGCACGCUCUUCUGCCUCCGCUUCUCGCCUGCCUUCCGACUUCCUUUGCUUCUCCGCGGCCGCCACCAGCCCUGCUCCCUCUCCUGUCGCCCAUUCUUCGCCAGAGAGUAAGCCUGCUGGCCACCUCUGGCACGGACUCAUGGCUACCGCUCCUCAACUGGGACCACCAGCGUGCCAGCAAACUCCCCAAGAUUGUCGAGGACAUCACCAUUGAGCCGCACCCCUCGUCUGGCGAGAUCGAGAUCGAUGGCGAAGUAGGGAUCAAAUACCGGAGACGGGACGAGGAGACGCUGGAGGCUCGACUCGAGGUUGAGGAAUUCAGACUGCUCCCCAUAUACCUGUGGAGCACGACGGACGAAGGUGCUGCGUGGCGGCUUACGGAGCUGCGCGCCCUCGAGGACCUCAAGGACGGCACGGAGUGGUUCCCCAGCAUGGACGAAGCUAACGAGGCCUCAAAGGCGACGUACAUUGUGGACGCUCUCCGCGCCAACGAGCUGCCCGCCCAAAAGCACAUUCCAGGGUACAAGCCACAAGACCUGCACCUGGACGACGAAGACGGCGACGACGACUACUGGAACGCAUACGACCGGACGCCGGGCAGGACGCCGGCAAGGACACCGGCAAAGCAGUCGCCGGCGCCGCGGCCGGGCUCCUCCAGCGUGCAGCCGCCGUCGGCGUCGGAGCUCGAGUACUUUGCGCGCUACGCGGCCGAGGUGCAGCCCGCGCUGGACGCGCACGACCCGGACGAAGAGAGCCCUGAGACCGGCGCGUCGACGCUGAACGGCGACGCGCUAACGCAGCAGCUGCAGACGGAGCCCGCGGCCGCCAACAUCGGGCCCGCCGGCUACGACUCCUCGCUGCCGCCCGUGCUCGCCAACGGCGGCGCUGCUGCUCCCGAAGCCGCCGCUGCCGCUGCCGCUGAGGAGCAGCUCAGCCACCCCCGUCCCGAAUCUGCCGCCUCGCUGUCCAGCUCCGUCGAGCGCAUGGAGCAGGAGGCCGCGCGCCAGACGCAGGCCGAGACGGGCAUCAAGCAGCACAUUUCGACCGACAUCAAGAGCCUGUUCCGGCUCGCUCGGACCGUGGGCAUCCAGCGCGACGAGUUCGAGCGCAUCGUCAAGACGGAGCUGGAGAUGCUCAGCAUGUUCGAAGCUGACGACUAAACGACUCGUGACGACUUUAUUGGUAUGUAGCAAGCAGCAAAUUGCGUCGACCAUGGCUUGGGCUUUUCUUCCAUCUUUUUCUCGGCAUUGCGCGCACAGGAGUUUGUUACGGUGGCACGGCAUACUUGCGAGCGGCGUUGUGUAUCUUUUUGUUUUUUU